CCUUCAGGAAAAGUUAAGUAAAUAAAGGAUGGAAGAAAAGUAGGGUAUGUUUUUUAAAGUUUUAGUUUGAGGGAUACAACGCGGAAACAGGCCCUUCGGCCUACCGAGUCUGUGCCGACCAGCGAUCCCCGCACACUAACACAUACUAGAGACAAUUUACAAUUAUACCAAGCCAAUUAACCUACAAAUCCCUGUAUGUCUUUGGAUUGUCGGAGGAAACUGGAGAUCUUGGGGAUAAGCCACGUAGGUCAUGGGGAGAACGUACAAACUCUGAACAGAGACAAGCACCUGUAGUCAGGAUCGAAGUUGUAAGGCAGCAACUCUCCCGCUCCACCACCGUGCCACCCUUUUAGGUAUGCUUUACUUAAAGUUGACAAAAGCAUUGCCAAAUUAGGCUAAAUGUCCAGCAGUGAGUUUUAUGCAGCAGGGGUUCCAUUAUUUGGAAGAGGUGCUGUGCAGUUUUUCUGGACAGCAUUGUAUAGGUUGUGUAAUGCUAGUCAGUUUCUUAGUGUAACAUGCACACUUGAAGCAUUCUUUCUCUCAGUGCCCUAUUCUCCUUUCAUAGCUGGGGUGCAGAGACAGAGCAGGAGCAGCAUCUCGGUGAUGGUGGUUCAUUGUACCAAUAGCUGCCUGUGGAUAAAGCAGCCAAAUACUGCACAUGGUUGAGAAUCUACAGCUGCUGUUUCUGAGAACUGAAUCAAUUCCAUCAUAUAAUGUUAUCUUUGGGCGGUGAUGUGGGAAGAACGCCUUUAAUUGACAAUAACUUUUGGAUGCCUUAAAUAGAAUGCUGAUCCUGUAGCUUAAGUUAAUUUUUAUUCUGUGCAGCAGAGGAGCCCCAGCAGUGCACGUGAAGCUGCAGACCGCAGUGGAUGCAUUUUGAAGCUGCUGUGUGUGAACAGUCCGUAGAUUACUGAUAAGUUUCCUGCUGCAGGCUGUCCGUGAUUUGUCUGUGGGGAUUGGAAUUGUUUACACAUGCUCCUUUUAGGACUGCAGUGGGAAGCUGCGUUGUUCUCCGGGAUGUCAGCAGGAGAGAUUGCUGUGACCAGGACCAUUCCUGAAGUGUGCUGGGGACUGUAUUUCUGUAUUGCAGUGCGCUCACCUCUCUAAUCAAUAGCAAACACAGCAUUCUAAUACUGUAACUAGGGCAACGGGCACAAUUGCCUGCUGAUAGGCCAGAAUCUGAGGGGAACGCCGGAUUGGUGGUUUGCAGAGAUGGCCAUGAAGAAUUGGGUUUUAAUGUUGAUUUGCUCCAAAUAGGGGAGCAGUGGGAAAGCAGGUACAUCUCCGAGACUGCACUGCAGCUUGGGUUAGCCGUACUUCAUGACUGAAGAGAGAGCAGCCUGUCUAAUGAUGGAUAGGAGCGUGCUGAAUAAAUAGGCAGACGUGAAGCCACAUUAGCUGCCUGUAAGAAAUCAGCUGUGGCCGAGACACAAUCAAAGCACAGUCCACUGCCGAGACACACUCUCUCACUAUAGAAACUGCAGCUUGUCAUCUUUUGUGUUGCUGACGGAAAGAAACCUGGAGUUGCGUGCUUGAUGUGCCACGCAUUUCUGUUGAUGAUGGGAUCAGUAGAAGCCGGCAGCUGAUGCAGGGACUGCGAGUACCAGACCUUGGAAUGGAAGCACGGAUGGAAGAGGAGAGCCGGACAUCAUCGCAGCAUCUCUUUGUCACUGUUGAGGGGACACCAGCAUCUCACUCGUGCAAUAACAUUAAAGAAUGGGAAAUGGAUGCUUUGCAGCAGAAUGGCACUAGUUAUGAAUCACUGAUGAGACGCAACACAGAACUGCUGAAAGCUGUUGAAGAAUUGGAGCGCACAUGCAUAACACUUAGAGAGGAGAACACUUUACUGCGGAAAAGCAGCUCUCCAGAGACUGAAGAGAAAGUGAAGAGACUGAAAAGGAAGAAUGCUGAGCUGGCAAAUAUUGCUCGACGUUUGGAGGAGAGAGCCCGGAAACUGCAAGAGGCGAACCUCAGAGUAGUAAACUCUCCUGCUCCAGUUAAAGGCUACAGUUUGGAACACUACAAGAAAGCCUUUGCCAGACAACGUGCCAAAGAUCUCUCCGAACAUGCUGACAUUAUCCUUGCUAAAGACAAAGAGAUAGAAGAAUUGAGGCAAGAAUGUCGUGACCUUCAUGCAAAACUGGGACCAUCAACGGGGGCUCCAGAUCAGUUAAAGCAGAGUGACUUUGAGCGAGUGUUGAGGGAAUCUCAGAAGGAAGUAUUGCGACUGCAGAGACAGUUAUCUGUGGUGUCUCUGCAAGGAUCUUUGCACUUGAGGGGCCAAGGGACACCCACAGCUGAAAUAUCAUCAGUGCAUCCAUUACUAUCCGUGCAAGAUACAACAGAAUUCUCCAAGACCACGGAGGUAACCGAAUUAUGUAAAAAGCGGAAAGAAUGUGAAAGCCAUGAGCAAGAAAUAAAGAAACGGCAGCGGAUAUGUCAGGAUUUGGAGAAUGAGCUGAAGCAAGUCUGGAGUGAGAAUGCACGGCUAACUGAAGAGACAAUUAGACUCACCCAAGAGGCACAGGAGACUGAUAAGAUUAAAGCUCAGAACAAUGACCUGAGAGAGAGACUCUCAGCAGUGACAGCAGAACGAGACUCAGUUCUGAAGGAGAAUCAGCGACUCCAAGCCAAGCUGGAGAAUCUAGAGCAAGUCCUGAAGCACAUGCGAGAGGUGGCAGAACGUAGGCACCAGCUGCAGUUAGAACAUGACGGAGCACUGACCAUUCUGCAAGCCAAACAGAAUGAGGUUGAACGACUGCAACAGGCCCAGUUUGAUGCAAAGAAGGAGCAUGAAGGGAUGGUCCAGUUACUGGAGAAUACAUUGGACUGCAUGCAGGCAAAGGUACGAGAUCUCGAGGAGAAAUGUCGGAGUCAAAGCUCGCAAUUUAGUGUUCUCUCCCAGGAACUGGAGCAUUUCCGACUCCAAACUGGAAACAUUGAUCUAUUAACAAACACGCUUGUUAACUCAGAUACAUCUGGAUUGAUCUUCCACAGCCAACCUCAGCUCCUAAAUGGAGUGGAACCACCCGAUGUGGAAAAAGGUAACUGGUUGUCUCAUAAGAAUAUUUGGAAUAAAAAACAAGAAUUGGUCAUUCGGCCCUUUAUUCAACUUUCUUGCAAAUUGUCUUUUCUUUUAGUUGCAGAAGACAUUCCCCCAUCAGUUUGUGAGUCUCCAAGUCCACCUCAGGAUGAGAAGAAGGAGGAAGAGCAGGAGGAAGAGCAGGUUCCCGAUGAGCCGCAGGUUCAGUCAGUCACUGUCUCCCAGAAAGAGGAAGAGAUCGCAACAGAAGUUGGCACCAUCAGCAGCAAGAUACAACCUGAAUCAAACCAGAGCUCUAGCAAAGAGACUCCCAAAACAGAAUUAUCACAAAGCAGCCCAAAGUCUUGUACAACUCCAGAGGUAGAUACAGCCAGUGAAGUGGAGGAGUUGGACAUUGAUAAUGUCUCCUCCAUUCCCGAGCCUGAGAGCAGAGUCACUGCAAAAUUGAAGGUGUUCAUUGCUCGGUACAGUUACAAUCCCUUUGAUGGGCCCAAUGAAAACCCAGAGGCAGAACUACCAUUAACAGCAGGAGAAUAUAUCUACGUAUUUGGAGACAUGGAUGAAGAUGGAUUCUACGAAGGAGAGCUAAUGGAUGGGAGAAGAGGAUUGGUUCCUUCCAACUUCAUUGAGCGUGUAUCUGAUGAGGACAUGUUGACGUUUCAUCCUCCAGAAACCAAUGAUUUGUCUCACAGUUCAUUCCAGGAGAUGAGUUUCCACAGUGGUAGUGAGCAGAGCCUCCCACUACAGAAGAACAGCAUUGAAAUGUCAGAGACUUCCAGCCCCCAUGAAGAUCUCACUCUGCAUGACUCACAGAUUAAGCCAGAGAGCCAUGUAAGCAAUGGCUUUGAACUGAAUGCAGAAGAAAUUGCUGAAUAUAAUGAAGAUGUGAUGCCUUUCCCCAGGAAAAUGAAAUUGAUUAAACAACUUGCCAAAAGUAUCAUUAUUAGCUGGGAGCCCCCUCUCGUUCCAGGUGGCUGGGGUACAAUAUACAGCUAUAAUAUCUAUGUGGAUAAAGAAUUACGGAUUAAUGUAAAGUUUGGUGCACAGACCAAAGCUGUAAUAGAGAGACUGGACCUUAAUGCUAAAGCUUACCGGAUUUGUGUGCAGUGUGUAACAGACAAAGGGAACUCGGAUGAAAUAUGUAGCAGCAUGCUCGUGGGGAAAGAUGUCUGUGUUGCCCCAAUACAAUUGAAAAUCCAUUGUAUCACUGCAACCUCAGCGGACAUUUCUUGGUUGCCAAGCAACAGUAAUUAUAGCCAUGCUAUUUUCCUCAAUGAGGAAGAGUACGAAGUGGUAAAGGCAGGGUGUUACUCAUGCGCACUCAUGAACGACAUGCAGACAAUAAAACUUUCUUUGAUUUCUUCCCAGAUUAUUGAAGUGAUGUCCCCCACAGCUGGUAGUGUGCUCGCCAGACCCAGCCAGAUUCAGCUUCUGCAGGUGUCUACGGAACUCGCUGUCCGUACCGUGUCCCCUUAUGGUGAAUCAAUUGACUCCAACCCCAUCAAAAUUCCUCGAGCACUGUUUACAUUUCCUUCGCACUCCAUGCCGUUACAAAUUGCCCCUGAGAAAUGUCCCCAUCCUGACAUAAAUGUUCCCCUCAGUAAUGAAUUACCCAACGUAGAUUUCAGUGACGAAUCUCUGUCUGGGAUAACUUGUGACCAGGCUCUGACUAUUGACAGUGCCACAAGCUGCAAUGGAAAUCAACAGGAAAACUACCCAUCUGAAUUUAAUACUUUAAGUCAGGUGGAUGAUACAAAGCCAAACAUUGAAGAGCCACCAUGUGUCCAAGAAGACAUCAAAAUGACAGAAAAUUUGAAGGCCGGUGCUGCGGGUUUAUUCGAAUACAGUAAAGAGAACAAAGAUGAAGAACACUUGAAAGAUGUCACAGACCAUUUGGAAAAUGCUCAACUAAAGAGGUCUGUCGCCUUUAUUGAGGAGUUCCUUGAGGACUUGGAGCAGAAGGAAAAUAUUGACAUUAAGGAAGAUUCUAAUUGGAACCAUUUGGAAAGUGAUCCCAGGGAUCAGACGAUGGAGAUAAGAACUAUACGAGCACCAAUCAAUAGAACCCAGGAGUCCAAAGAAGAGAUAGAAUGUGAUGUUUCCCCGACUAAUAUUAGGGUUCCAUCCAUUGAGGAAUUUCUGUCAGAUAUCGAAUUAAAGGAGGAGAAAAUACAUGUUUCUGUGGAUGAAAAGAUGAUUGAAGAGGGCCAGCUUGGAUCUGAAGUAAACCACCUGCACGUCGUUAAAGCUGACAACCAUGAAAAUGAGGAUUAUCCUCCAGACAAUAGUCGCGGCUCAGACCUCUCCGAUAUCAUGGAAGAAGAUGAAGAAGACCUGGGAUCAGACUCACAAGCCAAUGACGAUCUACAGAAACAUGAAAACAACUUAAACAGAGAGAACUCACUGAAGCAGCCUGAACAGUAUGAAACUGAUAGCGAUGAGGAGUUUUUGGAGAAAAUUCUAGAACUUCCUUUGCAGAAACAUUGCAGUAAGAAACUAUUCAGCAUUCCUGAAGUAACCAAAGAAGAGGAGGAUGAGCAGGAGGAGAAAAAGGAAGAGAAGGAGAAGGAGGAAGAGAAGAAGGAAGAGAAGAAGGAGGAGGAGGAGGAGGACAAGGAAACCAUUUCUGGCAAGACUCAAGAUAGCACUCAAAAUCAAAAGCCAGGAAUAGAGGCCUCCAACUGCUCUCAGGAUGAAGUACACGUAGAGGAUCAGAUAUUUAACUGUAUACAAACUAGUUCUAAUGACCAGAGUCCAAGAGAUCAAGUCUCAAAUCUUGAAACCAAAAAUAAAGAAAUGGAGAAACAGCCAGUCUCCAAAAUAAAUUUGCAUGAAAGCACAAAUCUAGAGGAGGGUGCCAUAGGUUUGAAUGGUGCUCAAAGUGAGCUGGAAUUCAUGGACAGGGAGGAAGACUUACUGUUUAACAAUACAUAUGAUCAGCGUAACAAGCAGGAACCAAGUGAAAAACACACUCACUACCCUAGGAGCAAUUUCAAGAAAAAGGAAUGGUCUGAAGAGGCCAGUUACAAGUUUCAUAAUAGACAUUCCAAGGAAUGUAUCAGAUCCCAGGACUGGAAAAGGAAGACUUCAGAAUACACACAUAAAAGCACCAUUGAUGACCAUAUCCUUGAAAGCACUCCAGAGAAAUCACAAUCGGAGGAAAGCCACAGGGAUAUUUUAGAUAUGUCUGUCGUUGAUCCAUCAUCUUUAUUGCAAAUGCAAUCUCGAACUCAGAUUACUUCUAUGACUCCCGAAAAGUUCUAUGUACCAGUUACUGGGAGCACUCAUUACAACAACAUGUACCAGGCGUCACAUAAGGAACUAGAAAUAGACAUAGAGUAUGGCACUGAAGAGGAGGAAGAAAUACCAUCUCCUAACGUGCAUUUCUGUUCAAAUAUUAUUCAUCUGGACCAAAUGAAAUCCGGUUGGUCGCAUGGUGGCCAGAAACACAAUGAAGAUGAGUGUAGUCAAUGCAGCCAGUGUGGUUCUACCCACUCAAAUGAUCAAAGUCAAGCAUCGGUUAAAUAUGAAGUUUUAGAUUUGAACUCUGGCUAUACUAAAUCUACCCAUUGUCAAAAAAGGAGAGAUAAAGCCACUCUCCCGAGGAAUCAGCUGCAUCGUGCUCAAGGGAGACUAAAGGGAAAAAUUACAGAGGAGAAAAAGUUGGAGGCUUUGAAAAUGGAGACUUAUGACUUGGGCAGAACAAGGGCAAGGACAAGAACAGAAUAUGUGGAUUCAGCAUGUACACCGGACUUUGUGGUAGAUUUAGAUUCAGACUCUCAUUGUGCUCCUGAUUCACCUGCAGUACGAGCUUUAAACCCCCAAAAUAGCUCCUCCCUUAGGCUCGGUAGAGGGGAGUCGUUCGUUUCCAAAGCUUUACGUGCAGAGGCUUCCAGAAGUGAAGAGGGUUCAAUCCUAGAUGGAUUCAAGGAGAUAGAGCCAAAGGGAAUGGUGGAUGGUGUACUUGUUCGCAUCUUUGUGGCUUUGUUUGAUUAUGAUCCUGCAACGAUGUCACCGAACCCGGAUGCUGCAGAGGAGGAGUUGGCUUUUAAAGAAGGCCAGAUCUUAAAGGUAUAUGGUGAUAAGGAUGCUGAUGGGUUUUACCGUGGAGAGGCAAAUGGCCAGACCGGCUUUGUACCAUGUAACAUGGUCUCAGAAAUCCAGGUGGAUGAUGAUGAUGUGAUGGAGCAGCUGUUACUGCGGGGUUACCUGGCCCCCAGUACAUCCAUGGAGAAGCUGAGCAGCCACAUGCUCUCUCAGCCGCCACGCCGCUCUGCCCCUCCUUUGAAGCCAAGGCGAUCCAAAAAAGUGCAUUCCAACACGUGGAAGGAAGCUCGGCAGCGAGAAUGGAAUCGACCUAGCGGCGUACUGCAGAACUUACCGAUGAAAAGGAUGAUGGCUGUUUUUGAUUACGAUCCCAGGGAAAGCUCUCCUAAUGUGGAUAUUGAGGCUGAGCUGACUUUCAGUGCUGGUGAUAUCAUUGCUGUUUACGGGGACAUGGAUGAGGACGGUUUCUAUUAUGGUGACCUGAAUGGAGUAUAUGGACUAGCACCAUCCAACUUCCUGGAGCUGAUCAGUGCAGAGGAGACAGUGGACACAACUAUGGGGAAUGCCCAGCUAAGGCUUCCUCAAAAUGCAGUUCAGAAGGAAAAACAGCUGAGCUUGGAUGAGGAAGAGGAUUCAAAUCGUGUCGGGACAAUGAACAUCCAUCCCAACGUAACAGCAGGGUGUUUGGACAAUCACGGAUACAACGAGAAUUCCAACAGCAAGAAAAAAAAGGGAUUUUUUUCAAAAGGAAAGAAACUAUUCAAAAGAUUGGGAUCCAGUAAAAGAGAAUAAUUCACCUGGAAUCCAUUAAAAGUGUGAAACUCCCACGUGAUUCAGUAAACAUGAGUAACUCGUCUAGAAUCCCGAAGAGAACAAUCUGUGUUCCACCAAAAAGGAUUAAGUUAUACCUAGGAUACAAACAAUAGUGCAAGUUGGAUCCAACCACAGUGGAAUUCUAUAUCAGAUCUGGGAUUUAAUGAAUGGGUGAUUACCACUGAAAGUAAACAACACUCAGUUGGAUUCAGUAGAGGAAAUGUUUCCAUCCAACUUCCAGUAAAUCAAAGGAGCUCCCAUGUAAGACCAGAGUGAAGCUCAUCCGGAUGAUGAUAAGCUUUUGACGUGUACAACGCGCUCAGCAAAUUGUCACCAUUGAAGAGAGAUUAUAUCCAAACAUGCAGAACAUUGUUCCUGCUGUGAAACUCUGGAGAUACCCCCACCCUCCUUUCCGCCUUUUUAAAAUUCAUUUCUCCAUUAAUUGUAAUAUUGUAAUUGGCCAAUUACUUGGCCAACACUUAUAAUUUAUCCUGAUUACUUGCUGAGCAGUAGCCACAGUGACUGAUAGAAGAGAAUGCCUUUCCACAGACGGUAAUGACUACAAUCAAUGAAUUUUGUAACCUGCUGGAAAUAUCCACGUCUUCUCAUCUAUAACUGUAAGAAGACAAGUGACUAAUAACUUUCAUCCAUUGAUGUAUCUGUGACUGUUUAACAACCCAGAACAUUUUCUUCAAUUAACUGUGGCAGUAUUGUUUAGCUUUGCAGUGGUAUAAAUCUCUCGGUUUGUUAUAAUAGUCAGGCAGGCUGUGGAGUCUCGAGCACAUAACCAGAGAUGUGCUAAGGCCCCACUGAUUAGUUGUGUUAACAAUAACAACAGCAAUGUACUUGACUGGUAAUCUCAUGUUGGUUAUCAGAUAAGUCGUUGCUACUUAGCAUAUCUCUGAAUUUCAUGCUGUGUUCAGUUUACUUAUGUCCUUUUUUCAGUGUUCACAUAAUUAGGAUUAUUCUUGGCUUGCCACUAUUUACCAAGUCCAAACUGGAACAAGUGCAGCAUAGGGGUUUACAAUCUGGACUGCAGUUCUACUGUUUGCUUUGUCACUCAAGAAAACACAUUAAAAAAAAAUCAGGAAUGAAAAGCAAAAUGAGAUGGACAAGUAACAUGAAAACUCGUUGUUCUUCAUCUGACACCAGAUCCUGAAGUUCUGUGAACAUUGCAGAGAUUUCCAACGAUCGGGCUGGGUGCAGAACGGGUAGAUCACAUCUAUUGACACAGCUGCCCACAUAUUUGAGAUCUGAUCCAUUACAUGCCUAUGCACAGGCAACGGGAAGGUUUAACCUCUGCCUUAUUCAAGAAAGAUAACUUAAUGAAUUACUGAGUGUGAAAACAGAAAUUCAGAUGCCAAUCGCAAUACCCUGCCAGUGUUGAGCUGACACCCUGAGUUGGGAAACAUACCUGCUUUGUGUUCCAGGCUUCUAAGCAGCUGUCAGACAUAAAAUAGAACUUAUUUUCAUACGUUAAAGAUAAGCCAUCAUGUUUAAAUUAUAGCACGUGGCUUUAUAAGAUACAAUCAAACGAUUUUGUAAAGAAGAGUUUAUAUGAUUGAUUUUGACAUUUGUAAAUAUUUCCACGUCUUGUUUUGCAUGUGUCAUCGGGAUUGUGUCUGGCUGCUCUGCAUGGAGUGUAGUGGUGAGCAGAGCCUAAGUUCUUACAGUCAAACCUUUACCUUUAUUUCUAUAUAGAAAUGUUUUUACUGAAAUAAAGUCUAUUUUCACAGUAA
This is a messenger RNA of Leucoraja erinaceus (little skate), 9642 nucleotides long. RefSeq names its product peripheral-type benzodiazepine receptor-associated protein 1-like. The transcript has 31 exons. The record is from RefSeq and is a predicted model, not a curated record. Gene Ontology annotation, molecular function: protein binding. The coding region runs from base 1586 to 7882 and encodes 2098 amino acids. Gene Ontology annotation, biological process: neuromuscular synaptic transmission. NCBI's taxonomy places the organism in Eukaryota, Metazoa, Chordata, Chondrichthyes, Rajiformes, Rajidae.